Molecule: messenger RNA, 2649 nt
Organism: Medioppia subpectinata
Lineage: Eukaryota; Metazoa; Arthropoda; Arachnida; Sarcoptiformes; Oppiidae
Source: the annotation of a GenBank genome assembly
AUGAGAUUUUGUCGAUUGAAUGCCAACUCGUGUCCAGUGGUGUCCAUAACCAUUGUGGACGACCUCAUGGACUACCAGGACAUGGAGGACGAUAUGCCGGACACAGGCCUCGUCUCCGGGCGUACCCUCACGUCCGCCGCAGUCGACCACAAAGUGUCGGUUAUGUCCGACAAAAGUCUUCACCAAAACACCAAUACUUUGCGCACAAACUCUUCGGUCAUCGGUUCCCAACUGAUGGCCAACAAUGACUCAAACACUAGUAAUAAUAACACAUCAAAUGCCAACACAACGGCGCGACUGAAGGGAUCCAACGCCAUGUCUUCGCUGCCGAAGAAUCGCAUCAUAUCUCGUGUUCCCAUUUCUAACGAUGGGAUGGGAGUCUGCAUCCGAUGCGGUAAUGUUGGCGUUAAGGACACCUUCUAUGGCAAAGGGAAGCAGUACUGCAGCGCCACUUGUGUCAGAGGACUGCCUCCGCAGCCGCCGCAGACACCGCUCUUCAAGAUCGUGACACUUCCGGCCACUAAACCUAAGAUUAUCUCCAAAAGCAAUGUCAACGUAAACCCGUCGCAAGUGCUGACGUCGGCGCCCAUCCAUUCGCUCACAUCUCAGCAACAAAUGCCGCCUCAGGUGAAGAAGAAGCCGCCGCCCAUUAAACUACAGACUAGUGUCAGUUCUGGCAAAAAGGCGGCCAAAAAUGUAGUGAAAGUGGGAACGCAUUACAGCUUCGACUGGAUGUCCAUUUUGGCGGACAGUUCGGUGAGAGGGGCGCCAAUCAGUUCGUUCCCACACACGCCUAUGUCCGACACGUGGGACUCGUUGGUCACCAUUGGGCUCAAGUUGGAGGUGAAGAACAGAGACUUUCCCGCCUCUAAACCCAAUCAAGAGUUUCAUUGGAUCGCUGGUGUCGUUAAGAUCGCCGGAUAUAUGGUUCAGUUGAGGUACGAGGGCUUUGGCAAUGACUCGAGUAAAGACUUUUGGAUCAAUAUAUUCACAACACAAGUACAUCCGGUCGGUUGGUGUGCAUCACAGGGUAAAGCGCUUAUUCCUCCGAAGACCAUCGAGGGUAGGAAUUCCGAUUGGAAGGGAUUUCUCGUGAAACGUCUGACGGGUUCGCGAACACUGCCCGAGAACUUUGCCGAACAGGUGAAGGAAAGCCUGAGAACACGGUUCAGAGUCGGCAUGAAGUUAGAAGUGGUCGACAAGAAUCGCAUUUCGGCCGUAAGAGUGGCCACAAUCGACGACAUCGUUGGCGGACGCCUUCACGUCACGUACGAGGGAUCCGAAGAUAUUGAUGAAGGCUUUUGGUGCCAUCAAAAGUCUAAUUUAAUACAUCCCGUCGGUUGGGCUCAAGUGGUCGGUCACGAGCUGAGAGCCACUCCAGAGUACGCCAGGAAUUCGCUUCAGAAGUCACUGAGCAAACAGUUCGAGGAGAAUGACUGCACAUGGAAUCUGUUCCCAAUGCCGCCCGCAAUCAUCACCGAACACAGAUUCAAAGAAGGCAUGAAAUUGGAAGCAAUAGAUCCGCUAAAUCUCUCGACAAUAUGUGUGGCCACAGUCACUAAAGUAUUGCGAAAUAAUUAUCUUAUGAUUGGCAUCGACGGCAUGAUGUCGCCCAACGGUUCCGAUUGGUUCUGCUAUCACGCGACCAGUCCUUGCAUUUUUCCCGUUGGCUUUUGUUCACUCAAUAAACUCCAGUUGACUCCACCCCGAGGCUAUAAAAAUGAGUUCAAUUGGUUUCAAUACCUCAAAGAGACCAAAUCGAGUGCAGCGCCGGUGCCUCUGUUCAAGAAAGAUAUUCCCAAACAUGGUUUCAAAGAGGGAAUGUAUGUCGAGGCCGUCGACCUCAUGGAACCCCGACUCAUAUGUGUGGCCACAAUCACUAAAGUUGUGGGACGUCUACUGAAAGUACACUUCGCCGGUUGGGACGAGAGUUACGACCAGUGGUGUGACUGUGAGUCUCCGGACCUCUUCCCGACGGGUUGGUGUCAACUCGUGAACUAUCCGUUAGAGUCGCCAAAAGACGAGGACUCGACUGGUCUUCAAAACCUUACGCCAAAUGAUUCGAACAAAAGACGAAGAAAUCUAUGUAAAAAUCGUUCUCAAAAACGCAAAAAACGUUUGUCUCCGACUAUAACAGGCAAAGAGUUUAUGGAAGACUCGAUCGCCUCUCCGUUUGCCUCCAAUGAAUGGAUCCAAUGUCAAGACGAUACCAUAUCUUCCUCGUCCUCACUGUCCGUCUCAUCGUUGAGUUCAGUUACGAUCAAACCGUCGCCAAUAGUGAAGACUACAUCCGAAUCGUUUGAUUUGGAUUCCGAGCCCCGACUCUGGACUUAUCAAGAAGUGGCGCACUUUCUCAGACAAAAUGAUUGCUCCGCUUAUUGUGAUUCGUUUAUUGCAAAUAAAAUAGACGGACAAAAGUUCCUGUCGCUGUCCGGAGAGGACGUCAUGGCGUUGACCAACAAAGUCGGGCCGUCGCUGAAGAUUAACGCCUUAAUACAAUCAUUGAUUAAAAAGAAAUAUUAAAAAAUUAAUAGUUUUUAUUAAGCAUUUGACGAAAGUUUCCGAGUUUUGAAUUUUCUAAAUGUUUAAACAAAUCGAUAAACAAAUUAGAAGAAAAUUUUGUUAAAUAAUUUUCCACUUCCUUUACGC